ACAUUCACACACUCACUUGCACACUUUCCCUCUCAGGCGUCCAUACACUGUCCACACACUUGUAAGACAGUGCUAGGGAGGACCACACACACACACACACACACACAGAAGCGCUCUGGACUUGUGGGACUCUGUUGGUUUUUGGCGUCGUCUUUGUUGCCUUCUUCUCCUCCUGGUCGUGUUUGUGUCGUCUGGCGGCGAGCGCAGGAUCCUCGGGCAGGCCAGGGAGUGGCUACAGCUGAGCUGGAAUGUGCGCCGAGACCGUGGAACAAGAGCAGCUCUGCUCUCCGGUGCUUUUUCCCUCCACUCUCUGAGUCGGACUUACACACUCUUUCUCUCUCUCUCUCUCUCUCUCUCUCUCUCUCUCGUUCUCUCUCUCUCUUUCGUUCUUUCUCGCUCGCUCACUCACUUUCUUUUUCCUGCCUCUCUGUUUCUCUCUCAGUUCUUCAUACGUUCACUUAUCUUUUGUUCCCCCUCUCUUCCUGCUUAGCUAUCAUUCUCUCUGACCCCUUCUCUCUCUCGCUCUCUCUCACACUCUCUUACUCUUGCGCUCUCUCACACACACUCUUGCUCUCUCUCUCACUCUCUCUGGCUCUCUGUCUUUUCCCCCCUCUGGACCGACAUUCCUGAAUUACAGCGGGGCUGUUUUGUCCCCCCACCACCACCACCUCUCUCUGCGUUGAAGAGCAGCAACCCGCCUCUCCGCUCGCCUCUUGUUCUUGUCUCCCGGGCUGCGCUCGCUCCGUGCCGGACUUCAGAUCACCGUUCCAUUGUUCUGGGACCUGCUGGGCUAUGUCCUGAUCUGGAUGCACACCUGGUGGGCCCGAAGACUCGUGUUUUGUGUGUGUGUGUGUGUACACACGCGUGUGAGGGUUGCAAUGUGGGACGGCGCGGCGGUAGCGCAGCUCGGUGUUCUGGACUGUUUGGUUUCCACGGUGAGGGCAGGAUGAAGCGCGGGGCCAGGGCUCCCCAUGUCACGCGCCGUUAGGCCGCAGCAGCCCGUCUAUUCGUGGAAGGGGGUGCUCAAGCUGUUCACGUGCAUCGCCUCCCGCACCGCCAGCAGCAAGCCCAAAGAGGUCGACCCAUUUCAGGAGAAGACGCGAGCCUUACUUGGGAAUCAUAUGGACGACGAAAUGAGUCGCCAGCCUGCCCCAGCGCUGCCCACAGGAACCUCCAAGAGCACCCCCUCCCAACGCGUCCCCACCCUGUCGGGCACCACCGCCUCGAACAGCGACCUGGCCAGCCUGUUCGAGUGCCCCGUGUGCUUCGACUAUGUGCUGCCGCCCAUCCUGCAGUGCCAGAGCGGCCACCUGGUGUGCAGCAACUGCCGGCCCAAGCUGACGUGCUGCCCCACGUGCCGCGGGCCGCUGGGCUCCAUCCGCAACCUGGCCAUGGAGAAGGUGGCCAACUCGGUGCUGUUCCCGUGCAAGUACGCCUCGUCGGGCUGCGAGGUGACGCUGCCGCACACGGACAAGGCCGAGCACGAGGAGCUGUGCGAGUUCCGGCCGUACUCGUGCCCGUGCCCGGGCGCCUCGUGCAAGUGGCAGGGCUCGCUGGACGCCGUCAUGCCGCACCUGCUGCACCAGCACAAGUCCAUCACCACGCUGCAGGGCGAGGACAUCGUCUUCCUGGCCACGGACAUCAACCUGCCGGGCGCCGUGGACUGGGUCAUGAUGCAGUCGUGCUUCGGCUUCCACUUCAUGCUGGUGCUGGAGAAGCAGGAGAAGUACGACGGGCACCAGCAGUUCUUCGCCAUCGUGCAGCUCAUCGGCACGCGCAAGCAGGCGGAGAACUUCGCCUACCGGCUGGAGCUCAACGGGCACCGGCGCCGGCUCACCUGGGAGGCCACGCCGCGCUCCAUCCACGAGGGCAUCGCCACCGCCAUCAUGAACAGCGACUGCCUGGUGUUCGACACCUCCAUCGCACAGCUAUUUGCCGAGAACGGCAACCUGGGCAUCAACGUCACCAUAUCCAUGUGCUGAGGACACCUUGGUUUUUUUUUUUCGUAGAUGCACACUAACAGACAGAUGCACACACACACACUCAAAACAGACAAAAAAAGGACACACAGACAAAAAAGAAAACAAGUACACAGACACACACACACACACACACACACACACACACACACACACACACACACACACACACAGACAAAUGCACUUGACAGAACACACAGACCCACACACAUGGACACAUUUCAAACUAGGACCGCUUGGGGGGUUUGCUGACAACUUGAGGGGGUGAAAAUGUGGGGGGAUUGGGAGGGUUUGUUUGGCCAGCUUGGAAGUUGGAGCUAUUCUUUUUUUUUUUCCUCUCCUCCUUCUUUUCCUCGCCAUUGUGCAAGUAGUCAUUGGGGCAGCGCAAGGCAGCGCUGCUUUGCCAGGCUGUGCCGAGUCGGACCGGGUCUGCUCCGGUCCGGACGGGACGGGUCGGGCUGGACUGGGCCAGGUAGGAGCUUUACGCAAGCGGAAACCUGCGGACCGCUCCAGGAGGGGAGCUGAAUUCACUCGCAGCCAGCGCCUUCCACGCCCCUCAUGGAGGAAGAAUCCAUCCGGCCGGCCCACGGGCCUACUGCACGGGAGGCUGGGGUGGACCGGGGUGGACCGUGGGGGGGGGGGCGCUCCCAGCUCAGAGCGGGUCUCCACACCGUUUUACUUUUGUGUUCUUUUUUUUCUCAUUUUAUUUUUGUUCGUUUAUUUUGUUUUAUUUCGUUCCCUCCCCACCCAAAAAAUGUUCUGUAAUAUGUAAAUACCUAAAAUAUAAAACAUUUCAGUUUAAAAAAUUUACAUUCAAAAGUACAAUUUGUUUUGUUUUUAUUAUCGACAAUUUGUUUUUCUUUGAUAAGGUCCUCUGCAGUACUCAUAUUAACUGUAUUAAUUAUGCGAUUGUAAUAAUUAUUAUUGUAAUUAUUUUUUGUUAUGAUGUUCAAGAGAAGAAUGAAAAGGGUUCUUUUAUUUUUUUUUUAAUGUUAUGUUGUCUUUCUGUGUGUGAUGGGUGGGUAAGACAGAACUGAUUUAGCUCUGUGGAGUAAUUGUGCUGUUGCUGGUCCUUAUCUUCGUUUAUUGUUUUUGUUUUGGCCAUUAAAUAAAUCUAUCUUUUUCAUA
Sardina pilchardus (European sardine) is the source of this 3107-nucleotide messenger RNA. RefSeq names its product siah E3 ubiquitin protein ligase 1 (gene siah1). Lineage: Eukaryota; Metazoa; Chordata; Actinopteri; Clupeiformes; Clupeidae. The coding region runs from base 972 to 1982 and encodes 336 amino acids. Gene Ontology annotation, molecular function: zinc ion binding; ubiquitin conjugating enzyme binding; ubiquitin protein ligase activity. Gene Ontology annotation, biological process: multicellular organism development; proteasome-mediated ubiquitin-dependent protein catabolic process. The record is from RefSeq and is a predicted model, not a curated record. Gene Ontology annotation, cellular component: cytoplasm. The transcript is spliced from 3 exons.